GAGAGACCCGUCCUCUCUAUGCUCCACGGCCUUCCCCGCCCCCUUCCGGCGGCCACGACUCAUAAGGCGCAUGCGCAGCGCGGUCUUCCCUCUCCGCCCAGCGGCACCCCAGCAAGAUGGCUAAGCGCACCAAGAAGGUUGGGAUUGUGGGUAAAUACGGUACCCGCUACGGUGCGUCCCUUAGGAAAAUGGUAAAGAAGAUUGAAAUUAGCCAGCACGCUAAGUAUACCUGCUCCUUCUGUGGCAAGACCAAAAUGAAAAGGAAGGCUGUGGGUAUCUGGCACUGUGGAUCCUGCAUGAAGACAGUUGCUGGUGGUGCCUGGACUUACAAUACCACCUCUGCAGUGACAGUCAAAUCUGCGAUUAGAAGACUGAAAGAAUUAAAAGACCAGUAGAAGCUACAUGCUGUUCUCCUUGUGAAAUGUAUUUUUUCACCACUGUCAAGAUCAAGAUCUGUCCUUUUACCAAUAAAAUAUGGAUUGGAAUUGUGUUCA
Messenger RNA from Dromaius novaehollandiae (emu), 494 nucleotides. It is a transcript of the gene RPL37A, whose product is annotated as ribosomal protein L37a. Gene Ontology annotation, biological process: translation. Gene Ontology annotation, cellular component: ribosome. The transcript has 4 exons. The record is from RefSeq and is a predicted model, not a curated record. Gene Ontology annotation, molecular function: structural constituent of ribosome. NCBI's taxonomy places the organism in Eukaryota, Metazoa, Chordata, Aves, Casuariiformes, Dromaiidae. Bases 117 to 395 code for a protein of 92 amino acids.